CCUCUCUCUUGCGUGGGGAUGACGAUGGAGGGAGGAUGAACGUGGGGGAGGAGGGUGGGUUGGGGGGGACAAAAACAACCAGCCAUCACGUUUGAAGUAGAAGACGAACUUCAAGGGAAAGAGACUUUGUAAGGAUUAUUUCACCCCCCCCCCCUCUGAAACUUAUUCGGGACUGCUUGGGCGUCCUCCUCGCCGAUGGGGGCCGCGCCGGGCUCCGGCUGGGAGGAGGGCGAGUUUGAGUUCAAGUUGGUGUUCGAGGAGGAUCCUCCGCGGCCGGGCCGGGGGACGUCGCCGGCAUCCAUGCCGGAGAAGAGCGCCGUCGGCCGGGAGCGAAGCGAGGCGGAGUCCGCUGACAGCAGCGGUGGAGGUGGAGGUGGAGGUGGAGGUGGAGGUGGUCCAGGGACAGACAGCCACCUCGCUGCCACUCAUGCGGGCCAUUCCAUCCGCAUCCCCAGCCCCCCGCCUUCUGCCAAUCAGAGGGCUGGGAUGCAUUCCCCGCCUCCCCGGAGAGCGACAGUCAAGGAGUUCAGCGGAACCUACGAGAGCCUGCCGGCACGCUCUGUUCAGGUUUCAGAGUCCCGCGUGGUGGAGUGUCCCAGCAUCCAGAUAACCACCAUCUCCCCCGAGGACGAUCCGGCACCCUCCAACUCCUGGGACAUGGAUGGCGGUGGCAGGUGGGACAGGGAGCGCCUCUACCUCCCCCUGCUGGACCCUUUCACCUACCGAGACAAAUGCCCCGGCUCGCUCAGCCCCAGCCCCGCCUCCAGCCUCUCCUCCCGCGGCUGGCUCAGCCCAGCAUCCAGCUGUGACUCCCUGCUGACGGAGGAGGAGGAGCUUAACGAGGCCGCGCUCCAUUUCGGCCUUUCGCCCUCUUCCAGGCCCACUUCCCCGAGCGGUAAGAAGCGCAGGAACUCGCCCCUGGCCUCCCCAUGCUCCUCCCGCAGGGCCAGUUAUUCCGAGGAGCUGCACGGCGGCAUCCUGGAGGGCGCAGACUUAAGCCUAACGUCACAAGCUCCGCCCAACAUCUGUGAGCUAAGCAUCCCGCAGAAAACCAGGAAGACGUCAAUGGAGCAGUUGUCUCCAAGGGAGGUGGAUCGGGAGCAAACCCCAGGUCCCAGCCCCUCCUGUCCGCUUCCAGAAACCCUGCAGACCAGGAGAGAGCCCCCUACGAUGGGUAUGGACUACCUUUCGGUGCCCCCCGCUUUGGCUUGGGGUCGAACACGGGCCAGCGCUCACAGUCCUCUAUUCAGGUCCAACGCCAUGCCGCCACUCGACUGGCCCCUCCCCUCCCAGUUUGACCAGUACGAGCUGCGCAUUGAGGUGCAACCCCGUCCGUACCACCGGGCACACUACGAGACUGAGGGCAGCCGGGGAGCUGUCAAGGCCAUUCCAACGGGACAUCCUGUCAUCAAGCUGAGUGGAUACACCGAGAGGAAACCGCUUUCCCUGCAGGUUUUUGUCGGAACAGCAGAUGAUCGAUCCAUCAGGCCACACCCUUUCUAUCAGAUACACAGGGUGACCGGGAAAAUGGUGGGCACUGCAAGUCACGAGAGCAUCCAGGCGGGCACCAAACUGCUGGACAUCCCUCUUAAUCCGGAGAACCACAUGGCCGCACUCAUCGACUGCGCCGGGAUUCUCAAACUGAGGAACUCGGACAUCGAGCUAAGAAAAGGCGAAACGGACGUCGGGAGGAAGAACACGCGCGUCCGCUUGGUGUUCCGCACGCAUCUACCUUUGGCCCCCCCAGUUUCCCCCCCUGGUCGCAUCCUAGCUCUGCAGGUGGCCUCGCUACCCAUCGAAUGCUCCCAGCGGUCAGCGCAGGAGUUGCCCGUCAUCGAGUCGGUCAGCCUCACUUCCUGUUCCGUGGAGGGUGGUGAGGAUCUGUUGCUGAGCGGAACUAACUUCAUGCCCAUCUCCAGGGUUGUUUUCAUGGACAGAUCCACUGAUGGCAAACUUCAUUGGGAGCAGGAGGCCCCCGUGGACCGAGACAACAGCAACGAGUGUUUGCUGUGUGUGAGGGUCCCUCCCUACUGCGACCUGUCCGUCAGUCGCCCAGUGUCGGUCAAUCUUUACGUGUCCAACGGGAAGAGGAAACGGAGCAGCAGUCAUUGCUUCAAAUAUCUCCCUAUCAUGUUCAAGGAGGAGGAGGAGCCCCUGUUGUCCCUGCCCCAAGACAGAGGUCAGUCCAGAAUGAACAGCGAUCAACGCGUGAGGGCUGACCCCAUGUUGGAUGAGCAGACGAGCCUUGGCUUCCACCUGCCCCCCUACUCCUCCCCUCCAUGCACAAGCCUGGCCUACCAGGAGGAGUAUGGCGCCGAAGUGGCGGCGGAUGAGCCCGGUGUGUCGGGCCCCCCCAUGUCCGAGCAUCACGAUGGCUUUGAGAACCUAGAGUUGGGUUUUACCGAGCUCCUCCCGCCUCUUUACCUCCGUGGUCCUCAACCUCCGUCACCUUCCCCCUGGUUGGACUCCCCCUACCUGUCCUCCUCCCCCUCACCCUCCCAUUCCACCUCUCUUAGCCCAUUCCCAGCCGGGAGCCCCAUCUCCACGUCCCCUCUGCCUCCGUUUCCCACUCCCCCGUACCCGCAGUACUCCAUUUACCCUCCCUCCUCUCCUGCCCACAUGAACCCAUACCAGGACAUAGUUUCGGCACCCUAUUCUAAUUACGAGAGCUGGGACCCCCCUGGGAGUGCGCAGGGCAUGGGUCACGGGGACGAGAGGGAUGCCAAGAUUCAAGGAUGUCCUCUGGAGUCCGGUGGCUCCACCCCCAUGCACCCCAUCACUUUUGAGGAAGUGACAGAGUACAUCGGGCAGGACCUGCAGUCUUACCAGGCCGCAUCCCACAUGGACCACAAGCAGCCACACUGAUCACCACUUAGCAUCAUUCCUAUUACAAUGCACUUGUCCUAUAGCACAACUUCCUGCUCCACUUUCGGUCUAUUUGUAUCUUCCAUUAGCAGGACACUGUUUUGAUGUGAUUUUGGCCAUCGGUACAAAUAUGCCUUUAUUUAGUUUUUCUAUAAAGCGAAACAAACGUUUUUUUUUUGCAUUAUAAAUUAUAAAACAAAGCCGAUUCCUGCCUAGUUUUUAUUUACACAAAAAACAACAUUUAAUGCAAAUAGAGCACAAAACUGCACAAACUUGUGCUUAGGGGCAUUUAAGUGCAUGUUAGAGAUGUCUGAUAAUAUCGGGCUGCCGAUGUCGGCCGAUAAAUGCUUUAAAAUGUAAUAUCGGAAAUUAUCGGUAUCGGUUUCAAAAAGUAAAAUGUAUGACUUUUUAAAACACCGCUGUGUACACGGACGUAGGGAGAAGUACAGAGCGCCAAUAGACCUUAAAAGGCACGGCCUUUGCGUGCCGGCCCAAUCACAUAAUAUCUACGGCUUUUCACACACAUAAGUGAAUGCAAGUCAUACUUAGUCAACAGCCAUACAGGUCACACUGAGGGUGACCGUAUAAACAACUUUAACACUGUUACAAAUGUGCGCCACACUGUGAACCCACACCAAACAAGAAUGACAAACACAUUUCGGGAGAACAUCCGCACCGUAACACGACAUAAACGCAGCAGAACAAAUACCCGGAACCCCUUGCAGCACUAACUCUUCCGGGACGCUACAAUAUACAUAUAUACACUUAUAUAUAUAUACACACACUACCGUUCCAAAGUUUGGGGUCACAUUGAAAUGUCCUUAUUUUUGAAGGAAAAGCACUGUACUUUUCAAUGACGAUAACUUUAAACUAGUCUUAACUUUAAAGAAAUACACUCUAUACAUUGCUAAUGUGGUAAAUGACUAUUCUAGCUGCAAAUGUCUGGUUUUUGGUGCAAUAUCUACAUAGGUGUAUAGAGGCCCAUUUCCAGUAACUAUCACUCCAGUGUUCUAAUGGUACAAUGUGUUUGCUCAUUGGCUCAGAAGGCUAAUUGAUGAUUAGAAAACCAUUGUGCAAUCACGUUCACACAUCUGAAAGCAGUUUAGCUCGUUACAGAAGCUACAAAACUGACCUUCCUUUGAGCAGAUUGAGUUUCUGGAGCAUCACAUUUGUGGGGUCAAUCAAACGCUCAAAAUGGCCAGAAAAAGAGAACUUUCAUCUGAAACUCGACAGUCUAUUCUUGUUCUUCGAAAUGAAGGCUAUUCCACAAAAUUGAACGGUAGUGUAUAUAUAUAACUUGAGUUGAUUAAUUUUGGAAAACCUUGUUACAUUGUUUAAUGCAUCCAGCGGGGCAUCAAAACAAAAUUAGGCAUAAUAAUGUGUUAAUUCCACGACUGUAUGUAUCGUAUCAGUUGAUAUCGGAAUCGGUAAUUAAGAGUUGGACAAUAUCGGACAUCUCUAGUGCAUAUAGAUACAAAAAUGUAUUAUAUUCAGGCCUGGACUGGGAACCCCAUGCAGAACUUUCAAUAGUUUGUGUUGAUAGAACCACAAUUUCUAGCACUUAAAAAAACCUAGCAUUAGACGAGUUGUAUAAGGUCUUUAUUUGAAGAUGUCAAGAUCACUUUAUCGCUCUGUAUGAUCAAAGCCAUUUUUUAAUGACUAUGCUAGUUUAACCCUUGUGUGGUGUUCGGGUCUGUAGGACCCGUUGUCAUUUUUUUAUUAAAAGAAAAAUUAUACAAUUAAUUUUU
Entelurus aequoreus (snake pipefish) is the source of this 4613-nucleotide messenger RNA. RefSeq names its product nuclear factor of activated T cells 4 (gene nfatc4). Gene Ontology annotation, biological process: regulation of transcription by RNA polymerase II; cytokine production; calcineurin-NFAT signaling cascade. Bases 196 to 2865 code for a protein of 889 amino acids. Lineage: Eukaryota; Metazoa; Chordata; Actinopteri; Syngnathiformes; Syngnathidae. Gene Ontology annotation, cellular component: transcription regulator complex. Gene Ontology annotation, molecular function: RNA polymerase II cis-regulatory region sequence-specific DNA binding; DNA-binding transcription factor activity, RNA polymerase II-specific; transcription factor binding. The record is from RefSeq and is a predicted model, not a curated record. The transcript is spliced from 13 exons.